Messenger RNA from Ornithorhynchus anatinus (platypus), 1617 nucleotides. It is a transcript of the gene GINM1, whose product is annotated as glycoprotein integral membrane 1. NCBI's taxonomy places the organism in Eukaryota, Metazoa, Chordata, Mammalia, Monotremata, Ornithorhynchidae. The coding region runs from base 4 to 1047 and encodes 347 amino acids. The record is from RefSeq and is a predicted model, not a curated record. The transcript has 8 exons.
CUUAUGCCAGUGACUAUCUGCAGUUGCUGCGAGAGACAGUUUGGGGACCAAACUACUGCUGGAGCCAUGACUGAGCUGAACGAACCCACUAACCCAGUAACCUCACGACUCUGCUACCGGCCUUGUGUGAAGCUGAAAUUGUGUGCCCUGGACAACAUCCGAAUUAAUGUGACUCUCCUGAAUAAUGAUGGGGAACUGCACGAAAAACAGGUUGUCCUCAACGUCACCUAUGAUGGUGGCCAGAUAUAUGUAAAUGAUUUUCCUAUGAAGACUGGGGUAUCCCGCAUAAGAUGCCAGACCUUAAUAGAAGAGAACGGAAAUUCUGGAAACCUACCUGUCGAAGGGAACUUUGGAGUUGUCAGUCUUCGAAUUUUAGUUCAUGUAUGGCCCAUGACUUCCAAGUCUGAUGUGCAGCUGAUUGUCGUUCAACAGGAGGUGAUGGAGAUUGAUGGAAAACAAGUUCAACAAAAGGAUAUGAUUGAAAUUGAUAUUUUAGUUAAGGAGGAGAGAAUUCUCAGACGGACGAAUUACACAGUUCCUCUACAGGAAAGCAUGCUGUACUCUAUUCCCGUGGGCAGUGACAUCGUAUUGACACCUCCUAAUCUUUCCAGAAAAGCCAGUGAUGGUCCACUGCAGACAACGAGCCAAUAUCUUCUCAGGAAUGUGGAAACUACCGUAGAUGAAGACACACUUGCCGUCAAGUUGCCUGAAACCCCUCUUCGAGCAGAGUCUCCGUCUUCAUACAGAGUGAUGUGCCGGUGGAUGGAGGGUGUGAGAGAAGAUUUACGGAGAUUCUGGGUUAAAGCCUUCCCGGUGCUGUUUAAAUUUAUGAACGUCAUGCUGGUUGGAAUCAUAGGAGCAGCUGUGAUCAUAACGUUUUUAACCAUGUUUUUUCCCGGGCAGGAGAGCAAAGGAAUUCUUCGCUUGGAUAAAGUGAACGCUGUACCUAUAGCAUCCAUCAACCCUUUUCCCAAUAUCCCAGAGAAGGCAAAGGACGAGAAGAUGGGCGUUGACUACGACGUGCACUGUGGAGCGAGUCUCUUGUAGUCCUGAGAUUUGGCGCUCAGAUCCUGAAAUUCGAGUCAUUUUGCUUAGCCAAGGUUAGAAACCAAAUUAAGAAGGGUGUUUAAUAACGAGCAUGCUAAGAGCCAGUCUGGCUGUCAGCUGUAAUGAGUUUGUUAAGGUGUGGGAGUUGCAACUCUAGCUGGCAAGAAUGGGGCGGAGGAAGGAAAAGCCAUGCAGAGCCCGGGUCGGAGUGCGUACUGAAAGACCCUUCGCUCAUCCUAGACCACUACCCUUCUGGGUGCCUUUUAUUGAGAAAAUUCAGUCCAGCUACUAUCGAACAAGUUGCACAAAACAAUUAGCUGGAUCUCAAGCACUUUAUGAAAAGGCCAAGAAGUUGUGAAAGCACUUAUUUUUUAAUCGGUUCGUGAUGUGCCUUUUGUAUAAAGUUUGAGGCUGAAGGUCCAACAACAAAAAAACCCCUUCAAAAAUGAACAAGAUUGCUUUUAUGAUAGCUCCCGUACGGAGGACGCUUAAUGGGAAAUGAUCAAGAUUCAAAUAUGUUGUAAACACACGUGCUCACUUCCAAAUAAAUUCUCAAUUUUUUUGAAAAGA